AUGUACAGGAACGGCAUGCUUAUGGGCAGCCUUGCACAAGUGAAAGCGUUUUCCGUUUACCAGCUCAUCUUUUGGGAACUAUGGGACGUUAACUCUGGAGGCGCAAUUGGGCUGCGGCAUCUGCAGGAGGCACACAUGGAGAUUUCUAUUGGCGGCGAGUCAAUCGGUUUUCUGAACUUCAGUUUAAGGCCAGACGUCGUGCCCAAAACCGUGAAGAAUUUCGUUGAUCUGCUACCAAGAUACCAAGGGACGUCCUUUCAUCGAAUCAUCCCCGAUUUCAUGGUUCAGGGGGGAGAUGUCCAGAGGAAUGUCCUACCCGGCGCAGACACAUCCCCCGUGCCAUCUUUCAACGACGAGAACUUCGAGCUGAAACACAUCGGUCCAGGGAUUCUCUCUAUGGCAAAUGCUGGUAGGUGCCGUGCCUUCCGUUUCAUGAGGCUUGACAAAUAUUGCACUUUGCAGUUGCGACGCCCUCGCCGAAUGCUCAUUCGCAUGCCCACGGGAGCGGAUAUCUGUUUCACAAAGCCGCAACAGUGUGCAGUCGCAGGCGUAGCAGAUUGCCACACGCUGUAG
Messenger RNA from Eimeria acervulina, 573 nucleotides. RefSeq names its product 18 kDa cyclophilin, putative. Gene Ontology annotation, molecular function: peptidyl-prolyl cis-trans isomerase activity. Lineage: Eukaryota; Apicomplexa; Conoidasida; Eucoccidiorida; Eimeriidae. The transcript has 5 exons. Gene Ontology annotation, biological process: protein peptidyl-prolyl isomerization; protein folding. The coding region runs from base 1 to 573 and encodes 190 amino acids. The record is from RefSeq and is a predicted model, not a curated record.